AUGCAUUGCGUUAGUCCUACAAGAGGAGUCCCUACCUUAGCAGCCUCCCGUUUACAAAGAUGGGCCAUUCUUCUAUCAGGGUACCAGUAUGACAUUAAGUAUCGCAAGUCUGCGGCGCAUAGCAACUGUGAUGGGUUAUCACGAUUGCCUAUAAUAAGUGAGGAGGUUGAAGAUUCAGAGGAUUUAGUUUCCUUCAUUGAGGAUCUUCCAGUUGAAGCUAGUGUCAUUGCAAAUGCAACAAGAAAAUCUCCACUUCUGAGUAAAGUCAUUGAUUUCGUGUUAAGUGGGUGGCCUAAACAUAACAAUGAUUCAAGGCUACGACCAUUUUUCAGCAAACGAUUUGAGCUUAGUUUUGAUCAUGGAUUGUUACUUUGGGGCUUACGAGUGGUAAUUCCAGAGACUUUGCAGAACACUAUUCUCACAGAACUGCAUGAUCAACACAUUGGAGUAAACCGUAUGAAAUCUCUUGCUCGCGUUUAUGUAUGGUGGCCUAACUUGGACGCAGAAAUUGAACACAUUGCGGCCACCUGUGAAACUUGUCAGUCGUUGAGAAAAAUCCCGGCAGAAGCACCAUUACAUCCAUGGGUUCGCGCUUCACGCCCUAUGGAACGUAUUCAUAUUGACUUUGCAGAUUUUAAGAACCAGUCAUUUUUGAUAUUAAUUGACAGUUACAGCAAGUGGCUUGAAGUACUUCCAAUGAAAAGCACAACAAGUGAAAAAACAAUUGACAAACUAAGAUGUAUUUUUAGUUACACAGGAUUACCCGAGGAACUGGUUUCAGACAAUGGUCCACAGUUUACAUCAGUUACUUUCAAGGAUUUUAUGAAAACGACGGGUAUUAAACACACACUUACUCCCCCUUAUCACCCAUCUUCAAAUGGACAGGCAGAAAGGGCUGUCCAGAUUGUUAAAAAUGCUUUGAAAGCAAGAAUUAAGGAUAAUAGUACAAGAAUCAACACUUUAAGUCUUACACAUCUUCUUGCAGACUUUUUAUUAAAAUACAGGAUAACCCCACAUACUACCACUGGGAUUGCUCCGUGUGAGUUGUUCAUGAAUAGACAGUUACGUACAAGAUUGAGUUUAGUAAAACCUUCUAAAGACAGUAAAGUAAAAGACAGUCAAACGAAAAUGACAGUCAAUCAUGAUAAAUCUUCAAAAUUGAGAAUAUUCGAAAAGGGUGAUCGAGUGGCCGUAAAGACCACAAUUAAUGGGAACAAAUGGGAGUGGAAACCAGGUGUCAUUCAUAAGGUACUUGGAGCCGUUUCCUAUUUGGUACGUUGCAACAACCGUCUAAGAUUCUGUCAUGUUGACCAUCUAAUUGCGCGAUAUACAGAGUGGUCAUCUAGUGAGCCCUCAAGUGAGUUGCAGGCUCCCAAUCAGAAUUCUACACAUUCUGAAGGUUGUGUCCCAAACCAUGAACCUUCGGUGGAGGUCUCGUCUCAACCAUCUCAACCACUUGAACCAAUACCUAAUCAAUUACCUUCAAACCCACCGCCUUCACCUGUGCCAACUUCUGGAACAACUGAGUCAAGUCCAGUGAAGGAAAGACCGAAACGUAUCGUUAAAACACCACAAAGACUGAAAGAUUAUGUUUUAACCAAAUAUUAG
Messenger RNA from Ruditapes philippinarum (Manila clam), 1608 nucleotides. RefSeq lists its product as uncharacterized. Bases 1 to 1608 code for a protein of 535 amino acids. Gene Ontology annotation, molecular function: nucleic acid binding. The record is from RefSeq and is a predicted model, not a curated record. The transcript has a single exon. Gene Ontology annotation, biological process: DNA integration. Lineage: Eukaryota; Metazoa; Mollusca; Bivalvia; Venerida; Veneridae.